AUGGGCAGGCUCCAUCGCUACCGGCCACCGCGUGAUGAAGAACACUCGCAAGAACUGCUGGUUGAUCGGAAAAGCCACAUAUCACACAUUUUCCUUGCACAGGGGGAAGUCUAUUCAAUUUAUCCUAGAGGGUCGUCAGUCGAAAUUAUGGAGUGGUGGAAGAGGCUGCCGCGUAAGGUGGCCGCCAAAGUUGUUAGUGCUGGGUUUGGGGAUUUUCUGAGCCACUUGCCCCUAGCCGAUAGGGAUAGGAGGUUGCCUGUCGCACUUGCGGAGCGAUGGUGGGACUCAACAAACUCCUUCCACUUGCCUUUCGGAGAGAUGACACUGACACCCUUGGACUUCACCUGCAUAACCGGUGUUGCAGUGGGCGGCUUGGCCAUUCCGUGGGAUUACAAUGUUAGGGAAAAUGCCAAUUACAUCAAGGAGCAAUUGGGUUGGGUGCCAGCUUUUGCUUCUGCCGGUGCCAUCAGAGUUACCGAUAUAUUGUCAUUCUACAAGGACAAGGCGAUUGACGAGAACGACGACGUCCAACUGGCACAUCUGACUAGAGCUUUCUUUCUACACAUGCUUGGCCGCACUUUACUUAGCAACACGGCCGAAACAAUUAACCUGUGCUGUCUGCCUGCGCUGGAGGACGUAGAUCGUAUAGGGGAUUAUAACUGGGGAGGGGCGGGGAUGGCAACCUUGUACAGAUUUAUGUCCGCCGUCUCCCGACGCCUGACGAAAAGCCUUGGCGGCUACAGCUUCGUUUGGGAGGACGAGAGGGACGUAUUGCCCACAAUGUGGCGAUGGCGCUCGUGUAAUAGAGCCAACCGACAAUCACCGUCUACGGUCGAACAUUUUCGCCGCGCAAUUGACACCAUUAACCCGGAAGACGUCAACUGGCUGCCCUUCCCUGCAAUGGCAUUGCCGAGUCGGUAUCUCAAAUCCAAGGAACUAACUGCAACGAGAUUGCUUUUGGAUGGCCCCAUGGGAAGAUUUUACUACCUGGGCGAGAGGGUUAUUAGGCAGGUGUAUGCAGGUGUAUGUGCAAAGCAACCUCCCCAUCGGCCAUCAGAUAUGUACAGCACUGAUACAAUUUCGGGAAACAGGCUACAUGAUGUGCUUCAUGGACUGCCCAUUGCAAGCCUAUACCCUGAUCCCCCUCCAUAUGCUACGUAUGACGAUUGCCAUUAA
Molecule: messenger RNA, 1176 nt
Organism: Coffea arabica (coffee)
Lineage: Eukaryota; Viridiplantae; Streptophyta; Magnoliopsida; Gentianales; Rubiaceae
Source: RefSeq, a predicted model, not a curated record